AAAUAAUGACCUUUAUGUGACAUGUUCUUGUAUAUUUCUUUAUAUUAAAUUAUUGUAUAACAAUGUCUCUUUUGUAAUAGACUUAUGCAAUGUGUCAUCCGGGCUUUACUUAUGUAACUUGAUUUACCCCUUUCCGUAUUGUUUUCAACCAAUCAGCAAAGCGCUUUGCUAUCACGUGUCCAUUGUUUAUCUUUUUGCCAGAAGAGAAAGUCACGUCAUUUGUACUGCUCAAUUUUUCGUAUUAUUCGCUUUAAUUCCCCGGAAAACCCUGAUAGUUUUGGAUCUAGCCAUACUACUGAAGAUUUGGGGUUAUGUGAUGCACGUAUUUGUUUCACAGAUACUAUAGAUUUCCUGCAAAAAGAUCUACAAUGCCACCGAAACGGAAGCAAACUCCAGCCAAAAACCCAACAAAGAGGCAAAAAAUGGCCACCAAGCAACCUGAAGUGACACCACAGCCUACUACAGCCAUUGAGCACCCUGAAGUGAUCCCGGGGCCUGCCUAUGGACAAAUUGAUUAUAACAAACUAGCUGAAGCCAUGUUAGCCAUAUCUAAGCAACAACCUGAAAACGCCCCCUCGCAAAACACAUCAGAUGACGGACAGAUGCCUGUGACCUUGGAAUCUCCUUCCACAUCUCAAAGUGCUGAGCCAGCAACGACUUCCACAUUGGGAACUCUUUUGGAUCAAAUUUUCCUUGGGGACCGCUCUACACACAAGGACUUAAGCCCACUGAGUAAGACAAUUUCUUUAACAGAUGGGAUUCCUCUCAGUUCCACGGUUUCACAAAAAACCAAAACUAAGAUUUGGAAUAAUGAAUUUGUUGACUUAAGAUCUUUGUUAAGUGUACGAGAUGAACCACUUUCAGUGUCAAUUUCAUCAGGCAUUAUAAAUGUACAGCAGAGUCCAAAAUUUAAAUUCCCGAUCAGUAUUUCUCAAUGGACAGAUGCAUUUUUGAUAUUCGCAUCUAUCUACAUUGAGAAAUUUCCCCAGGAGGCACCCCAUUUGUUCAAAUAUUGCCACAUGGUCAGAGAGAUCCAACAGUUACAUGGGGAUAAUGCCUUCAGGGCUUAUGAUGAACAUUUUCGUAAACUACGAGAAUCUGUUGUUGCACCUUGGCAAAUUCCGGUGCAAGAACUAAGAUUGAAAGUUAUAACAUUGCCCAAACCUGGUUAUCAAAAUAAGACCGCGUUAAAUCAGCCCUUUCGAGUCAAAUACUGUUACCAGUUUAACAAAGGGGAACGUUGCACAAGGUCCCCAUGUCAAUUCAGGCACAGCUGCAUGCAAUGCAAGGGCAAUCAUCCCAAAGUCAAAUGUUCCUACUCCUUUAAAUCAAACUCAAAUUCAAAAUAUACCAACCCCAAUCAAGAUAAAUAA
This is a messenger RNA of Saccostrea cuccullata (small rock oyster), 1373 nucleotides long. RefSeq lists its product as uncharacterized. The coding region runs from base 369 to 1373 and encodes 334 amino acids. NCBI's taxonomy places the organism in Eukaryota, Metazoa, Mollusca, Bivalvia, Ostreida, Ostreidae. The record is from RefSeq and is a predicted model, not a curated record. The transcript is spliced from 2 exons. Gene Ontology annotation, molecular function: metal ion binding.